Rosa chinensis is the source of this 1280-nucleotide messenger RNA. RefSeq names its product very-long-chain 3-oxoacyl-CoA reductase 1. The record is from RefSeq and is a predicted model, not a curated record. The coding region runs from base 148 to 1110 and encodes 320 amino acids. The transcript has 3 exons. NCBI's taxonomy places the organism in Eukaryota, Viridiplantae, Streptophyta, Magnoliopsida, Rosales, Rosaceae. Gene Ontology annotation, molecular function: ketoreductase activity. Gene Ontology annotation, cellular component: endoplasmic reticulum.
UCUCCUCCUAUCACACGCUUCUAUUUAAUAAAUACUCCCCGUCCUUUCAAUUUCCCACCAUUACUCUCCCUCAGCUUCUUCUUCUUCUUCUUCUUCACUACAAGACUCAAAAUCCAAAGCCUCUCUAAUUUCUCAGAUCCCAAAACAAUGGAUUGCUUUAUACUCGGGCGCCUCAAGGCUCAGCCUUGGUGGGUUUUGGCUCUGUUCUCUAUUGGUUCCUUGUCCAUUCUCAGAUUCUCAGUCUCUGUACUCAACUGGGUCUUCGUCAAUUUCCUCAGACCCGCCAAGAAUCUCAAAAAGUACGGAUCUUGGGCACUCGUCACCGGGCCCACCGACGGCAUUGGCAGAGGCUUUGCUUUUCAGUUGGCUCGCAAGGGGCUCAAUCUGGUGUUGGUGGGCCGGAGCCCCAGUAAGCUGAAGGACGUCUCCGAUGCGAUUCUGGCCAAGUACGGCAAGACCCAGAUCAAGACCGUCGUCGUUGACUUCAGCGGCGACCUGGACGACGGCGUUAAGAGGAUUCAAGAGAGCAUUGAGGGUUUGGAUUUGGGGGUCGUGAUCAACAACGUUGGGAUUUCGUAUCCUUAUGCCAGGUACUUUCAUGAGGUGGAUGACGAGUUGUUGCGGAACUUGAUUAAGAUAAACGUUGAAGGGACCACUAAGGUUACGCAUGCUGUCUUGCCGGGAAUGUUGCAGAGGAAGAGAGGAGCUAUUGUCAAUAUUGGGUCCGGUGCCGCCGGGGUUAUCCCCUCCGAUCCUCUCUAUGCUGUUUACGCAGCUACCAAAGCGUAUAUUGAUCAGUUCUCUAGGUGCCUUCAUGUGGAGUACAAAAACAAGGGGAUUGAUGUCCAGUGUCAGGUUCCAUUGUAUGUGGCAACAAAGAUGGCAUCUAUCAAGAGAUCUUCCUUCUUUGUACCAUCAACUGAUGGUUAUGCGCGGGCAGCUUUAGGCAGGAUAGGCUACGAACCUCGUUGCACUCCUUACUGGCCCCAUACUCUUAUUUGGACUCUCGUUUACUUGCUCCCGGAGUCCAUUGUUGAUGCAUAUCGACUUCGAUUUAACUUAGGCAUCCGAAAAAGGGGACAACUCAAAGAUUCAAGGAAGAAGGACUAGACCUUUUGACAAAUUUCUAGUAUGAAUGCAGUUUGAUUUAGCAGAUUAGAACUUGUGAAAGUUGGUAUGCUGAGAAUCCAUCUGUUAUUUGUUUCUGAAUUUCACGGUUUUUGUUAAUCAAUAACUUUUCCUUUUCAGAAGUUUCAAUAAACUCUUUCCCUUCCCUCUUA